AUGGAUUACAUUUCAAGUUUUGAUAUUCGACUUGCCAAAGAGAUCUAUUAUGCCGGUGAACGAAUCAGUGGCAGUGUUGUGCUGGAGAAUACGGAGAAUAUCAAGAUCAAAGGAAUUCGCGUACUUCUACGGGGAAAAGUUCAUGCUACGUUGAAAGUCGUAAAAUCCGGUGAACGACGAACAAUUAAAGAUGAUCAAUAUGUGCUUGAUGAGAAAUUACUCAUCUGGGGCAAAGAUAAAAACGAUGAAUCGGAGGGAGUUCCAAUUUUGGCUCGCGGUCUCCAUCAGUUUCCAUUUUCGUUCGAUUUGCCUCAGACCACUUUGCCAUGUUCGUUAGAAAGCCGGCACGGUACCAUACGAUAUUAUAUCAAGGUCAUAAUCGACAUCCCGUACGCUUCUUCACCCCAAGGCAUCAAAUAUUUCACAAUUAUUGGUCCACAUUUGGAUUGUAUGGAAGAAAAGUAUCUGAGCGCCUUAUCUGGACAGGAUCGUAAGACGACGUGCUGUUUGUGUUGCAGACGGGGAGCAUUGGCGCUGAGGGUCGUACUUGAUAGGACAGCUUAUGUUUGUGGAGAGAAUAUUCGUGUCCGAGCACAGGUGGAAAAUCGGCAAUCCUCUCAACAGAUGAUCUCGAUUCGACUUAUUCAACAUGUGGAAUUUUUCAUUGAUAAAGGUGUUCUCGGAGAAAGCAAAAUGAUCACAUUAGGAUCAAAUCAAUGGAAUUCGCUUUUCUUAUCUAUGACCUAUCUUUUCUCUUUUCUCAGCAAUGAAAGCUUACAUCUUGAAUUUCCAUUGACAGUUGCUACUGUUCCCUAUCGGAUACCGAACGCACCUCACCCUCCAAUGGAGUACGAGUUUUGCGCAAAUCAUGUCGAAGGAGGGAAAUACGUAUCACCAGAAUUCAGACUAGGUCAGGUCUAUGAUGGAGAAGGAGAUCUUGAAGAAAGAGAGGAAGAAGUGGUUCUCUAUCGUCCAGUCUAUGCGAAACUAGCUGAAAGACGAUUGACAUCUCCAUCAGCUGGCAAAGACUUCCGAUCUGUGCUAAGUGGGUUGGGGGGUGCCACGCGGCGGCGCGGCACUUUUCUUGUCUGGCGGUCUCCCCAGCGAAAUAGUAGUCUGGGCCUGAGUCUGGGAAUUGAUGGUGAGGUUGUACUGAUGUGUUGCGUGCUUUAG
This is a messenger RNA of Haemonchus placei, 1173 nucleotides long. The record is from the annotation of a GenBank genome assembly. NCBI's taxonomy places the organism in Eukaryota, Metazoa, Nematoda, Chromadorea, Rhabditida, Trichostrongylidae.